Messenger RNA from Neofelis nebulosa (Clouded leopard), 2412 nucleotides. RefSeq names its product flagellum associated containing coiled-coil domains 1 (gene FLACC1). The transcript has 15 exons. The record is from RefSeq and is a predicted model, not a curated record. Bases 789 to 1976 code for a protein of 395 amino acids. Gene Ontology annotation, cellular component: cytoplasm; sperm fibrous sheath; outer dense fiber. Lineage: Eukaryota; Metazoa; Chordata; Mammalia; Carnivora; Felidae.
UUUAACGUUUAUUGAGAAACAGAGAGGGACAGAGCAUGAGCAUGGGAGGGGCAGAGAGAAGGUGAGACACAGAAUCUGAAGCAGGCUCCACGCUCUGAGCUGUCAGCAUAUAUCCCGACAUGGGGCUUGAACUCACAAACCGCGAGAUCAUGACCUGAGCCUGAGUCAGACGCUUAACUGACUGAGCCACCCAGGUGCCCCCCUCUGAAAGUAUAUCUGAAGCAUAUUUUGUCUUGUGUCUUAGAGAAUUUGUUAGCUGGCUGCUUCUCCAGCCUUCUUUUUAAGAGCUGAGUGCUUGAGCCAAUGAGGUGCUGCAUUCUGUUUCCAUAGCAAUAAAAGAAACAAACCUUCACCUGCCAUCUCCCAACCAAAUCUCACAACUCAAGGCCCAAGUCAAGAGAGUCUGAAUGAAAGUUUGACUUUCUCCUCUAGUUUGACUUUCAUGGCAAUACUGAAAGAUUCAAACCGGACUGUCUUUAGAAGGAAAUUUUGUGCUGACGCCCAUUCAGCCUUUGUAAAAGCCUUUGACUGAAUUCACUGCAAGUCUGUCUCUCUGCCCUACACGUACUGCGGAUUUUGUUUUGGCAUUUCAAUCACUUGGAACAACCAAAGUCUCACGUUCUGGAACUUCUGGAUUUCAUCUAAAAUGAAUGCUAAUUUUAUGGCGAUGAGAAACAGUUUCUCUAUAAAAUUGUGAUGUCUUUAAGACUCUUGACUUGGAAAAGGACCACAUGGGAGAAACAAAUCUUUGAGAAGUUCCAGGACCUCCUGAUCUAGCAGCUCCUGCCAUGUACCCCAACCCUCUCAUCUACUGUACCUGCUGGGACCCUUGGAACUUGGGACCACGGAAGCUAAUCAAGACCCCUCAGCCACCAAGCAAGACCUCCACAGGGAAGCCCAAGCUAACUCCUCUUCCUUCAGCUGCAAAAAAACAAAAUUGUGUCCAACCCACAGCAAAACCUGUUGUUGCCCCAAAAGGGAAACUCCAUUUAGGAAAACAAGAGGAGAGCAAUAAACCACCUUAUGAAGUGAUAAACGUGUCACCUGGUUAUCACCUCAUUCGAAAUAGGGAGCAGAUUUCCGUCACCUUGGGAGAUGAAAUGUUUGAUAAGAGAAAGCGGUCGCAAUCAGAGAUCAUGGACAGAGUCCAGAUUUCCAGGACUGAUAUCAUUACUGACCUGCAAGAGCAGAUCUCAGAAUUGACAGUGAUCAUUGAACAAAUGAACAGAGACCAUCAGUCUGCCCAGAAAUUGCUCUCCGAUGAAAUGGCUCUCCGCUGUGCUGAGAUGCAGCAGAACUUCGAAAACAAAAACAGAGAGCUCAAAGAGGCUCACGCAGCAGAGCUCAGUCAGUUGGAGAACAACUACAAAGCCACACUGAAGGCAGAGAAGCUGGCUGCCCAAGAAAAACUAGAUGAAAUGGGAAAGGAGUAUAAGUAUUUGAAGAAUAUGUUUCAUAUGUAUCAGGACAGCAUUUAUGAUGAAAUGGAAGAUAAGUGGUUGAAGAAGAAGGCAGAAUGGGAGAAGGAUGAGAAGUUGGAGCGGGAAAAGAUCCUGCUACAGCAAAAACAUAAUAUGACAAAAAAGUUUGAGUUAGAGUCAGAAGAAGAAAAGAAGAAAAUAAAUGACUCCUACAGUACCGUCUUUGAGAACUUCAAUCGAGAGAAGGAGGAGCUACUGAAACAACAUGAAAAGGACACCUUGCAAUUAGAGGAGCUGAGAAAGACCAAACAGGUCAUGGAGGAAGAGUUGAAUGCACAAUCUGUUAUCUUAGAAUCACUUAACACAUCCCUCUACCAAACCCAGAUGGAACUCCAGAGAGAGAAAGCUACAGUGGGAAAUCUGGAGAAAACACUCCAGACCAAGCUUGCCGAGACCGAAGAAAAGUUUAAAUACACCAUACAGCUUCUGACAGAAGAAAACAUUCAUUUAAGGCAAAAAAUAAUUGUGAAGAAUGAAGAAAUUUAUAAGGAAUGAUCUGGGAGGUUUCUCUCUAUGUAUGAGAAUGAUUCUGAUAAUUUAGAAGAUGAUAGCAAUGAAAAACAAGAACUAUGAGCAGAAAAGUUGUUCUCCAAUACAAAAGAUGUUAGGAACACCAUCUCCAUAGGCUUAGACAACUCCCGUGAGAGUUUCUUGAGAAAUGUAUAUUAUGAGUUUAGUUCUUGGGCUGCCUGGGUUCUACUUUUGCCUUUUCAAAAUUUCCUUUCUUCUAAGUGGUUGGGAAUGUUUGAAUUCUCAUCUCAGUUAUACAGGCUUUCAAGACUCUUCAUUGUAAAGUGAUGUUCCCUAUACCUGGAUCUAAACUUUCUCUGGGUAUUAUACUAUUUUCUCUUCCACAUUUACACAUUUCAUUAUGAAAACACUGAUCCGAAGAACUCGUUCCUAUUAAAUAUUGACCAUAUUUUGAAAUACA